This is a messenger RNA of Amoebophrya sp. A120, 3242 nucleotides long. Lineage: Eukaryota; Dinophyceae; Syndiniales; Amoebophryaceae. The record is from the annotation of a GenBank genome assembly.
AGUGGAAGUACACGACAGAUAAUCAACAUCAACACGAUAACUAUCCUCAUGCUCAAGUUGCCACUAAGUGUGUGAAUGGAACGAAAUACAGUAGACCAAAGAUGAUGAACCGGAAUGGUGCAAAAUGGAGUUUCUUAGGAUUUUUUGUUGCAGUGGAGAGUGCUCUGGAACUCCUACCCUGCCGUGAGCGAUCUCUCUUUGCACUAUGCCGGGAAACGAAUUUUGCAGGCUUUACGGGGCCACUUGGCGCACCCCCCGCGCCUUCACAGACGCUCAACUUCGGAACGAGCGCUGGCGCAGCGCCGUCCCCACUAGCAGGGGCUGGACUAGGAUCGCUGGGAAGCGGUUCUUUCGGAUUUUCUGCAAACGCACGGGGCCCCAAUGCCAAUCUGCAACAGCCCCCUCCGGCACGUCCUCCAAGUGGCAUAUUGGGGAUGACGCAGCCGUCACAAGGCGGACCACCACAUUCCAACAGCGCAAGCGCGAUCGCUAGCCGUGUGAACUCACUUCUGGACAACAAACUGCAACAGUACAAGGGUCCGCCUCUCGCUCAAGGUGCCGCUACUAGUACGCAAAAUGCUCCCUCGCCCACAGCGGGUACUACUUUUCCUCCGAACUUGGCAUUCCCACCUCGAACCAGUAGCACUGCGGGUCAGCAGCUGGCAAGUGGGUCCUCCCUGUCUCCGUCGCACGCGCCGGCUUCUUCCGGUAGUACGAUGCCACCGAAUGUCAGCCCGCAUAAGACGGACCCGCUGUUGGCGUACUUCGGACGAGUUGUCAAGCAAGCCUAUUCUCCCGAGUUCCAGGGCUGGUGGCUGAACUUCAAGAGUCGCACCGGGAGCUUCGACAUGCUGAAAUUUGCCUGCCAGGAGGUCAUUCAUUUGGCGUAUGACGCGCGUCGAAACGCGUUGGGGGAACUGUUACUCAUCCGUGAGGAGUUUGAAGAAAUGGUAAAGCAGCCGCCACCAGACACCUCGGCGCUCAACAUGUACUGGAUACCCGGCCUAGUCACACAAAGGUAAUUUUGCUUCUGUACUUAUUUUCCGCACUGAAAUAAGUAUGAAGAACCAAGAGCAGAAACAAGAGCAGCACUUUUAUCGAGAAGGGAUCUAAAUGAAACAAGAAACCUCGUCGAAUUAUAGCAAGCCAAGCCCGUGCCGACUUUUACCAAAAAACACAUCCGCGACAGGAUAAGCGCCGUGAUGACGGGUAUUUUCGCCUUUUCGUCCGCGUUGUUUCACCUGCGCGCGGAGUGCGUUCCGCGGGUGUUCAAGGAUCAGAUGCUGCUCCUGCUCUACAAUAUCCACAGAACAAAACCCAUCCGCAUCCAAUUUGUCAUGCAAAACACGUACUUACCAAGUCACGAGUUUGUCAUGCAAAUGCAAAAAAUGUAUGUGGAUGGGUUUUUUUCUGUGGAUAUACAACUGGGACUCGCUCCACCAUUCCGGGCUGAUGCAGCAGUACUUCUGGAGCUUCCACUACCACUCACACUCCUUUCUUUUGGACCACCCAGCCAAGCCGGCCGAGGCCGACAUCGCCUACUGUGGCAGCAUGCUGUCGCAGGUCCAGGUGCUGCUCGAGCGCGACCUCCAGACCUCGUUCGACGCCGUAAACUACUUUGUGAACAGCGGCGAGAUCCUGGACGGCCAGAUCUCGCUGAUCGCGGUCGGGGAACUCGAGAAGUUCGGGGACAACAUCGAUUCUGAGGGAAAGUUCACGGCCUUCGAAAUUUUGUACCGAAACAUCUUCAAGCGCUGGUUUCUGGAUAAGGGCCUGGUGCAGGAGUUCAUGCGCUUCAUCGCCCGCGGAAACUUUGUCGGUAGCACCGUGCUGGACCUCGGCGCAGGGGGCGGCCACUACACCACGGCCUUCAACGACACCGGCUUGGUACAUGUGUAUGAUGUAGAUGUUGAACGAGAUUCUUACGUUGCUGCUCUUCCUCUGUUUAAUACAUAGCAUUGAGCAUGUGGGAAAUAAGGAAGAUGACGGCUAUGCAAAAAAUGUAGGUGUCUGCGAAAGGCUACGACGCCACGGUGAACCUGUUGCCGAUCGAGGUGGACGUAGAAAAGGAACUGGAGGAGUUUACGCACGGCAAAGUGAAGUAUUUCGACAUCGCUGCUCCUAUCCCGGCCACGAAAACGUCUCUCCAGCCUGCUGAUUUCGUCUUCUGCGUGGAAGUGGCAGAGCACAUCGGCGCGAAGGGGGCGCCGGUUUUUCUGGAAAACCUGAACUACCUCGGCAAGAAGGGCCUGGUGCUCAGUUGGGCGGGCGAGGAGCUGUGCGGACUUGGCUGGGGCCACGUCAACUGUUUGAGCACCCCGGUGCAGGACUACGUCGAGGCGCACACGGACUUCGUCUUCGACGCCGAGGUCACGGAAAAACUCCGCGCGAGCUCAGACAUCUCCUGGAUCAAGAAGAGUGUCAGCUUCUUCCGCAAGAAAACCACUGCACCCGUAUACGCUUACGGCGACGACGAGCAGGAUAACUCCAGCGGAGCGGCCGCACGUGAGCGAUACUACCAACGGAUCGACGCGGCGCUAAAAAAAGCCGCGGAGGUGCCAGAGAAACCGCCGACCAAGCACCAAGAAGAUAAGAGCAAGUACGUCCGCAUGAUCCUGGAGGCGCCGGUUCUGCGCGUGCCGGUGGAGCGACAGCACGAAAUAGUCUUUUCACGACCAGAUGGUGACAGUCCUGCAGGAGGUCGGCAGCCACCGGCGGGAGAACCUGCUUUCAUCUCGCAACCACCAGUUGGAGCGCAGGGCAAUAUUCCAACCCUCGUCUCCCAGCCAGGCUCGGUUCAAAAGGACCUGCCCUCAAUUGCAUCCUUCGCGGCAGUAGGAUCUCCAGCACAGCAAUCGGCCAAACAUCCGCAGUUGGUCGAUCUGCGACACAUUGCUGCGGUCCCCGCCGGUGCGCCAGGUGGAGCAAACCAGCCGGGCAUAGUACCGCAAAGCUUCACGACCCAGAGCCCACAACUUGGGGCCGUGCCCGUCGUCCCUCCGGGCGGGCUUCCUGGAGGCCACGUGGAACAGAAAAUCACCAACACAAUUAGCGACGCCAAAAGUGCCAUUCAGAGAGGUAUCUACGAGCUGGACAAAAUUAAUGAACUCCACAAGAGCCGCCGCCCGAAGGGCGAGCCCGCUCCUGAUCUUCUCAACUACCAGCAAGUUUUUGCCGCACUGGAACGUGACUACGGUGAUGCCGAUCCGUCGCUUGGCGUCCACGGCGACCAAAAGUGGUGA